AUGUCCCGGCCGUCCGCGCACCCCGCGGACCCUGCGCAGCUGUCCACGUCGGCGCGGCGACCCGCUGCGCCGCCGCACGACGUCCCGCUGCGCUUCCACUGGGAGGGGUACCUCCAGAAGCGCAGCGACUGGCUGAAACACUGGGAGACGUACUACUUUGUGCUCCGCCGGCGGUCGCUCUAUUGCUACUUGUCGCAGGACGACGCGCGCCGCGAGAACGCCAAGUCGAAGAUCAAGAAGGGCAAAUUCGGCUUCUCGGACCGCGUCGUGCUCGUCACCGCGUGGGACGUGGCGAAGCAGCAGCUGCCGCCGCAGGCCCACUCGCCAGGGGGCUCGACGCCGAGCCCCACGCGGUCGGCUAUGGCGAGCGCCGAGGCGGGCGAGUCGCACGUGCGGCGUGGCGCCAAGUCGCUCGUGGACUCGACGUUUCGCUUCACGCUGGCGACGCACAAGGGCCACCACUUGCACUUCCGCACGACGUCCGAGGCGAGCAAACACGUGUGGCUGCAGUUUGUUGCGAAUGCCAUUGCCGACCACGACGUCGCGGGCCACGUGCACGCAGCUGUGCAGCACCUGCGGACGAAUGUUGUCGACUUUUACAGGGGCUACGAGUACUUUUACGCGGCUUUGUGCGCCCGCGUGACGGCUGAAGAGACGGACGCGGUGCCGACGGCCCUGUCGCCGUCGUCUGCUGCCGCGCUGUCGACGACGUCGGGGCCGCGAUCGACGCUGGACGACAGCGACCGGGCCAGUGUGACGUCGACGGGCAAGAAGGCCACGGCGUCGUUCGUGCCAGUGUUGCCCGACCAGCCGCUGGCCAAGACGGACGUGGCGGCACCAAUGGACCACGUGCUUGUGCGCUUUUUCUCGCUGCUAAAGUCCGACGUGAUCUUGCGCAGCAACUACUUGCCCAUGGUGCCGUUUGAAGGAAAAUACCGCGGCUUUGGCGGCGUGCUCGAGUACUUUUCGAGGCUGUCGCAGUCGGUUCAAGUGGAGCAGUUUAUUGUCGAGAGCAUUCAGAUCGAAGAGGACCCGGACGGCAACGAGGAACACGAGCACAAGAGCAGCUCCUCGGACGUCAAUGGUCGAGCCUGCCGCCGACACUGUGUUGUCAUCAUCUCUGGACGCGAGACGAUGCAGGUGCGCUAUUGCCAGACGACGUUUGUGCAACAGUGGACGCACAAGCUGUACUUUAAGCCCGACGACGGGGGCCGUGUGAGUCGCUGGGAGAUUUUUGGCGACGUCGUGGCUUCCAGUGUGGUGUUUAAAGCGCCCGGGUGCACGACGAAUCUGACCUUGCCAUCGCUAGCCGAGCGCAUUCGUGAAUCUGUCGUCGGCGGAUACGUCGUGUCGAUUCACUUGAGCCAAAUCACAGACGUUCACUCACGGGAGCUGCAAGGAGAUGAAUUCUUUGUGCGCUGUUCUCUGGAUACAAACGAGUUUGAAGACGUGUGGCAUACAGAAGCGCAGUCGCGGGCGGCUGCUCCCGUCGAAUGUCCGACCGACUCACCCUGCAGCGAACUCGCGCCAUCGUGGUCGUACAAUUAUGAGCAGGAUUUGUUCCUACAGUUUGAUCGACUGUCUCGUGACGACAACAGUGUGCUGCUUGUUGAGUGCUGCCGUAAUUCGAACCACGAGGUCGUUGCUCGUACGCACGUGAACCUCGCCAGCUACUUGAACAGUAGCAAUGGCGUCAGUAGUAGCAGUGCUGGUGGAACUAUCUCGAGUCGAUUGAUGGGUCGACGAAGUCGUAGAAAGAGUAGCUGCGGUGGCGUACCAGCAGUCGACUUGCAGUGUUACGUGCUAUCGAACGAUCACCAGAGUUUCUUUGGCAAGCUGCUGCUGGGGCUCACCAUCUCGUCCAUGUCGCAUCGAUCAGUCUCGCAUCGAUCCUCGAUGUCGGGCAUCCGACACAGUUACAGGGAUAGUUUCUGCUCCGACAAUGGCAGUGUUGACGCUGCAUCGCUCUUGCCGCACGAGUAUUUAUCGGCGCGCACCAGUUUCCGCUCGUUCACGAAGUUGGCCCAGCAGUUUUCGCCUCCUGGAGAAGAUGUCAUGCACCAGUUCAUCAUCAACGGCGUACGAUAUCAGUUGGCAGAAAAGUACCGCAUGGUGAAAGUUGUGGGAAAAGGCACGUACGGUGAAGUGAUUGCAGCGAGCGAUUUUGUGAACGGCGGCACGUUUGCAAUCAAGAAGCUGGGCCAGUUUCUGAGGCAUCCCAAGGUGGCAUUACUGGCUCUGCGUGAGAUCAAGCUCAUGAGUGAGAUUGGCACGCAUCCCUGUCUCAUGGGCUUCCACGAGCUGCAGCGGCCACUGGACUAUGAGCACUUUGAGGAUUUGUACAUCAUCCAGCCACUCAUGGAGACGGACUUGUGUCGCAUCAUUCACUCGAAGGAGAGUCUAAGCGACGACCAGGUGCAGUAUUUCUUGUACCAAAUGAUAUGUGGCAUUCACUACCUGCAUUCUGUGGACGUGUUGCACCGCGACAUCAAGCCGAGCAACGUCCUAGUGAACUCGGACUGCCGGAUCAAGAUUUGCGAUUUCGGGCUUGCUCGGCAUGCAAACGAUCGGGACCUGGCAGAAGGACUGUCGGAGUAUGUGGUGACCCGAUGGUACCGUGCCCCCGAGCUGUUGCUGGCGAAUGCGUACACGAAAGCCAUCGACAUGUGGUCAAUUGGCUGCAUCUUUGCCGAGCUAUUGGGUCGCCGUAUCAUGUUUCCCGGAACGUCGUAUGUGGAUCAGCUGAAGGUUAUCGUCGACAUCGUAGGUACACCUGCGACCUUCAGCUUCUGCGACAAUCCCGUUGCGCGCCGCUACGCUGGACGUCAGUUCCUGAUUCAGAGCCAGAAGAUCCCCAAGGUGGACUGGGUGCAGGUGUUCCCAGAAGCCAACCCGGACGGCCUCGACCUGCUGGACCGCCUGCUGCAGUUUGACCCGGCGAAGCGCAUCACAGCCGCAGAGGCGCUCGAACACCCAUACUUGAGUCAGUGGCGCGACCCGCAGCUGGAGCAGCCAUGCCACGCCGAGGUGGCGACGAAGCUCACGCAGUUUGACUACGCGCAAGUGUCGUACGAUCCGCAGACGCUGAAGCAUUUGCUGUAUCAGGAGGUCAUAAAGGCUCAGCUUCCAUCUCAGCAGCAGCAGCAGCAGCAGUAG
Hyaloperonospora brassicae is the source of this 3156-nucleotide messenger RNA. The record is from the annotation of a GenBank genome assembly. Lineage: Eukaryota; Oomycota; Peronosporomycetes; Peronosporales; Peronosporaceae.